ACUCAAGGUAUCGCUCACCCGGCCCAUGACGCUGGACUGAUUUCCCUCUACAUCCUAAACCCACAACUAAAUCCAUCAGAAGAAGCUUACCAACAGCGCGCGCAGACUCUGCGAUCCAAGAAUACAAACGAUAUAUCAUUGCGCGAGAAGCCCCAAGCCAAAGAUCUUCACAGUACCUUAUACGAAGAAGCCGCCCAUUUGCGACACCCACAUCCAGCAAAAACCCCCAAUAAACCAGCAACCGGCCAUUAACAGCAAAAUCAAGAAGCAGCUGCAUAGCAAUCAUGGAGGGCGAGGUGAGUGACAAGCCUGCGACAAAUUGCACAUACAUUUUCCUAUCAACCCUUAUUGAAAAGGCUGCUGGUACAUGACACGAAAAUACAACCUACCCACUACAAUACAGGCCUGGCUUUGAACUUCAAAUGCUUGUGCCAUGCUUUCAUGGCGUGUCUUGUACCCUCUGGACCACACAGGCCCAAUCUUUUACCCCUCCAAAACCCUCGAGUGCCUCAUCAACGAACCUAUCAGGUUCCUCUUAUCGCUUUUUACCCCACUACCUUUUGUUGGUGCGAAAGUACCUCUGGUAUUGUCGUACACCACUUUCUGGGGGGGAAGGCAGGCGAUUUGGCAUCGAUUUAUUUUACUGUUUGGGCCUUUGACUCACAUUUUCCCAACCGCCACCUUCACAUCAUCAUCUAUCCUCUACAGCCACAAAACAACACCGCAUCCCUCAAUCGGAUUCGUUACUAACCUCGUUAUUCUUUUUGCUUUAUUUACAGGUACCAACCGAACGCAAAUCACGCAAAUCCGUUGCCUUCACCGACGAACAAGUUGUUGUCGACGCUGACGGUUCAGUGACCAUGGUUAACGCUACCGAAGAACCCAAGGAUUCGGCUCAGUCCCAUACGCCUCGUACGCCGCCGCUUUCUGCCGCCCUUGAGUCCUUUACUGAUUCGCAAACGACAGCCGCUGAGGACCUCCCCCCAGCUGAGGAUGGUGGUCUCGACCUUUCCCUGCUCAAGAAGAAGAAGAAGAAGUCAAAGAAGGUCGACGACGCCGAUGCCGACGCCGAUGCCGCCCCCGCUGAUGAUGCUGCACCCGCCGAGGAUGGAGGCCUUGACCUGACUCUGAAGAAGAAGAAGAAGAAGAAGGCUCCCAAGGGCGAUGAUGAUUUCACCAAGCAGCUCGAGAAACUUGAGCUCAAGGAGGGCGAGGAAGUCGAGGAGAUUCCUCAGGAGCAGGAGGGUGAUAUGAACGAGGGAACCGGCAUUUGGGCUCACGAUGAGACCAAGACCAUUGGCUACAGCAUGCUUCUUUCUCGCUUCUUCCACCAACUCACCGAGAGAAACCCCGACCACACUUCCCCAGGAACCAAGAGCUACAAGAUCCCCCCUCCCCAGUGCAUGCGAGAAGGCAACCGAAAAACCGUCUUUGCCAACAUCGCCGAUAUUUCUAAGCGUAUGAAGAGAACCGAGGAGCAUCUUACCGCCUAUCUUUUUGCCGAGUUGGGUACCAGCGGUUCCGUUGACGGAAGCCGAAGGUUGGUCAUCAAGGGUCGUUUCCAGCAGAAGCAGAUCGAGAACGUUGUCCGAAAAUACAUCAUCGAGUAUGUUACCUGCAAGACCUGCAAAUCCCCUGACACCGAACUCAACAAGGGUGAGAACCGCCUUUACUUCAUCACCUGCAACAACUGCGGUUCCCGACGAAGUGUUACCGCUAUCAAGACUGGUUUCUCCGCCCAGGUCGGCAAGCGAAGAAAGAUGCAGGGCUAAGCAGCUCCGCGAUCUUCUCUUCCUUUCGAUGCUGCCCCGCCCACUGCCAACAAAGUUCUUGGUUUGUGGUAUUGGGGAGGGCAUGUAUCGUGGCAGUGUUCCGUUCUAACUAUGCAGUUGAGUCUAUGCUGCAAAUGAGCGGCUUCUUUUUCCAGCUGUGUAGUCUCUAUGAAGGAUGCAUUUUUCGGAUUUUGCUUUAGGCAUUGCUAAUGGCCGCCUACUCCGCAAAUUAUGGUCUUUAGGGUCAAAAGGAGUGAUGCUGGACUCAUACAACGGGUACCAGGGUGAUGAUGUGGCGUAUGGAUUAUGUACAUGAUGCCGGAAUGAAUCAAGACUGCAGCCAAAACCACAAGUCGCUUGUGCAUGAGUGACAGGAACGACGAUGCGUAUUUGAAUAUGUUGAGUGCCAUGAUUUUAUAUAGACGUGAGGAGGAUGUGUACACAAAAAGUAUGCAAAUAAAUUACAUACCGAAAGGUCUUUAUUAACGCGAGAACAGCGUAUUUCACACGCCUUGAUGUGGUAAUCCAACCACGAAUCCACCCCUUACUCCUAUCUCUGAAAGUUGAGAACUAGUACUCACACCACUAGGGUGUGAGAAACAGCUGGUACAUAAAGUAGAAACUCUGUAGCAACAGAUGAUUUACCCCCAGACGCAAAAUAAGUACAUAAAAAUAUGCCCCGGUUGUUCUCCCAGGCCAAACCAAUAAAAUCCCCU
Molecule: messenger RNA, 2488 nt
Organism: Fusarium odoratissimum NRRL 54006
Lineage: Eukaryota; Fungi; Ascomycota; Sordariomycetes; Hypocreales; Nectriaceae
Product: translation initiation factor 2 subunit 2
Exons: 2
Coding region: 861-1772 (303 amino acids)
Biological process (GO): formation of translation preinitiation complex; formation of cytoplasmic translation initiation complex; translational initiation
Cellular component (GO): eukaryotic translation initiation factor 2 complex
Molecular function (GO): mRNA binding; translation initiation factor binding; translation initiation factor activity
Source: RefSeq, a predicted model, not a curated record